AUCAUGUACCGCAGAUUAGCAUCAGAACAUUGUCGAUGGGGUCCAAUAUCUUUGCCUCAUCUGGGCUAAACGAAUACUCUAUUGAGCGAUGGAGAUAUGGGCCAACAUGUACCGAUUUCCUUAAGCCACCAGAGGUCCGCGAUGGAUACGACCCUUCUUCGCUUUCAUAUCACCAUAUUGUAUGGUUCAUUCAGGCUCCAUGCACUAGUUCCGGCCCUAUCUCCCAAUGCCUCACACGUACUGGAGCUCUCCGUCAUAUCAGAAAUAAAUACGGCCACAUCUCGAUCCAGCCUUGGGGGAGGUGACGGGGGUAUAUAAUGAGGUUUUCGCACAAAGUAGUCAUUUCAGAGAGAUUCCAUCACGGUCGAUCUUUUCCACUCUUUUUCCCACUCCAUCCCACGUCCACCAUGGGCAAGUCAGCAUCUCUCGCAUUUGUGACUCUGCUUUUGGGAGCCCAGUCAGUUCUUGGUGAUCCCAGCGAGGCUACGAACAAAGCCUGCACAGAUCUCAAAAAUGCUCUUCCUGGUAAAGUUCUGACUCCUGGCUUCCUCCAGCUAGAAUACGAGUAUGAGACGCAACAAUACUGGGCUACCAACCUCCGUGAAGUCGAUCCCGCAUGCAUUGUUCAGCCAAACUCUGCUCAGGAUGUGUCCGACGCUGUCAAGAUCCUGAAUAAGUACCCGACUGUACAAUUCGCUACGCGCAGUGGAGGCCAUGACCCGAACAAAGGUCACUCUACUGUCCAAGACGGUGUAGUCAUUGCAAUGACUGACCUGGUCGGAGCGAGAUACGAUGCGGAAGAGGAUGUUGCCUAUGUUAAACCGGGAGGAGAAUGGAACGAUGUCAUCAGCGAGCUCGAGAAGAGCGGUGUUGCCAUUGCUGGAGGAAGACUCGGCCUUGUUGGCGUCGGUGGACUGCUCUUGGGAGGAGGUCUCUCUUUCCUCAAUGCUCAAGAAGGGCUUGCUUCUGAUAACAUCAUCGGAUGGGAAACCGUCAUGGCGAACGGCUCCAUUGUCAACGUCGACGCCAAGAAACACCCCGACCUCGCGCAAGCCAUGCGUGGAUCUGGAGGCCAAUUUGGCAUCGUUACCCAAUUCAAAGCCAAAGUUCACCACCUUGGUAAUGUCUGGGGCGGCUCUUGUGUCUACGAUGAAAGCAAAGCUGAUCAGCUGUAUGCUGUUUUGCACGACUUUACUGCCCAAGGUGCCCAGGAUCCAAAGGCUGCCAUCAUCUUUUCUGAUCUAGUUUUUGCCGCUGGCGUCAAGCUGAAGCUGGUCUUUUACUUUUACGAUAACCCUACUCCACCGACGUCAGGCCCUUUUGCCGACUUCAUCAAAGUCUCUUCGGCCUGCAAGCCCACGACACAAAAGUACUCCGAGCUAUUGAAAAAGAACGGUGACCCUGUUGGACUGUUAAACGCUCGUUCAUUCUUCCGCACCUAUACUAUCCCGCACAUUCCAGCUCGCCCCCAGAUGUACAAGGAGAUCCGUGACAAGCUCGCCGAACUAACCACCCAAUUCCUUAGCAUACCGCCGCUCAUCCGCGCCAUCCAGUUCAGUGUCGACUUCCAGCCUUUUCCCGCCCUCUUUGGCAAGAUCUCCGCAACCAAAGGGGGAAACGCCAUGGGUCUCACCGCUUCGGAUCCCGAUCGCAUUAUUCUCAUCUUCCAAGGAGCGUGGAACUUAUCGGACGAUGACGACCUGGCGCACGGAAUCGCUAGGCAGCUUACGUCGUGGCUGGACGAGGUGGUACCCAAGUGGAUUGCCGAGGCCGGGAUGCCGGAAAAUAUGUAUAUGCCAUUGUUCCUUAACGAUGCCAUGUGGGAUCAGCCCGUCAUGCAGAGCUACAAGGACUAUAACAAGUUCAAGACCCUGCAGAAGCAGGUUGAUCCUGAUGGAUUGUGGAGCACUCGGGCUGGUGGCUUUAAGUACUAGGCAUCGGGUAGGCCACGUGUUGGGUGAGCGCAUUUUUGUUACGUUUCUGCAUGUAGAUAUUGACUGCUUUGUUGUUUGGAUUCUCUGGACUAGUUCCUGCUUCACACUUGGCCGUUCGGUCUCCAAGCAUACGCUCCCAAAUCUUGAACUUGCGUGGCGAGACAUGCAAUGGCUAUAUCGCUUUUGGAUGCGGC
Molecule: messenger RNA, 2128 nt
Organism: Macroventuria anomochaeta
Lineage: Eukaryota; Fungi; Ascomycota; Dothideomycetes; Pleosporales; Didymellaceae
Product: FAD binding domain-containing protein
Exons: 5
Coding region: 408-1934 (508 amino acids)
Molecular function (GO): FAD binding
Source: RefSeq, a predicted model, not a curated record